CCCCAGAUUUUUCAUAUAUUGGGAUCUUUUCUGCUUACAAAAAUAUUUUAAUCAUGAGUUGUGGAAGUCAGUUUGUAAAAACUCUUAAGAAAAUUGGAUAUCCAAAAGCUGACGAGCUUAAUGGAGAAGAUUUUGACUGGCUGUUUGAGUCCGCGGAAGACAGAUCAUUUCUGGAGUGGUUUUGUGGAAAUGUAAAUGAGCAGCAUGUGAUAUCUGAAAAAGAACUGCAGGAUUUUAAUAAUCUUCUUGAAUCGGGUAAGCCCAUUCUAGAAGGCGAUGCGCUGGAUGAAGUUCUUAAAAACUGUAAAUCUGUGUAUUCAAAGAGCAGUAGUCAGGGAGAGGAGGAACGUAAGAGAUUAGAGGACGAAUUGCAAGCUCUUCAGAAGAUGAAAAAUCUUAGCAUUCAUCGGUGUGAAAAGCUUCAGAUGAUGUCUUCCAAAAACAGCCAGCUGUCACAGGCAUUAAAAGAUGACGAGAAGGAAGCACUUAAAGCUGUGAAAGAAGGCCUGGGAGCGCUUACUGCAGCAAAUAAAAAGCUUCACAGUGAACUACUGUCUCUUGUUGAUGAAGCUAAGAAACUGGCUUCUUUCUUGACUGCCUCAGAAUCAGAACAAGAUCCACAUCCAGUGUUUUUUUCCCAGCUUUCUUUGGACAAGUAUUUGGCUCAGGAGGAACAAAGGACUGUAGCAAUUGCCUCAUACGCAAAAAAACAUUUUUCUCAAGGUAUGUCUGAGUUAGCUGAAAGUUCACAUGAUGAAAACUUUCUGCUUGGGGAUAAAAGCAAACAAUUGGCUUGUGAUGAAGCUAAUGAGGUUUGUGAAGAAAGUCGUGAGUUGGUUCGCCUGCAAACAGCAUAUAUUUGUGCCCAACAUCAGCUAAUUCAAAUGAAAGCUGAAGAAGAGAGUUUGAAGUCAGCUAUAGAGUGUGCAGAGAAAAUGCUUCAUUCCUUAAAGACCAAGGGAAUUGAAAAAGAAAACCUCAACGUCAAAAUAUCUACUUUAAAUGAUGAAAUUUCAACACUUAAAAAGCAAAUAGCUAAGAUAAACAAUGAAGAUCUGCCUGCCCUUUUGAAAGAGAAUGCUCGACUAUGGAUUGCACCAGUGGUGAAAGGUGUUUUUGAUCGUCGGAUUGCUCAGCAGGACUACUAUGCUGCAAGACAAGAUGAAAUAUACCACCAUGUGAUAAAUCAGCAAGCAUCAUUUGAACUUAUUGAGCUAGCUUAUGAAAUUGAACUGAGGAAACAUAAAGACCUCCAUUGUCAAUUUGAAAAUUUGAUAGAGUAUUUGAAGCAGAGCAGUAAUGAGUUGGAACAGAGACUGCAAAUGAUGUCUGAGCUAGAUCAACCUGCAAAGCCAAGGAUCGCCAUUGAUCCAAAGGAUGAUUUCUCUCGUAGGCUAUACCAGCUUCUGGAAGGUGAAAAUAAGAAAAAAGAAUUGUUUAGGACAUAUGAAGGCCUUCAGCAGAUGGCUCAAAAAUUAGAGGAGGAUUGUGUUACGGUACAAGAUCAGCUAGCAGUGUCUUCUCAAGAACAGUCUCUGUUUUUAUUCAAGCUAAACAGUGAUAUAGAUGCCCUCUGUGAUGCUGUGUAUUGUGGAGGAAAUAAAGUAUUACUUAGUAGCCAGGAACUUACUGAUCAGUUUCAUGAAAUAGAAGUUCAUUUAAAUGAAUUAAAUAAGCUCACAAUUGAUCUUCUUGAUGAUAUAAAGAGAAAGAGAACUGCUCUAGAAUCUAAUAAGCUGCUUCAGAUGGAAAGAAACUUGUAUGUGUAUUAUAUCAAAGAUGAGGACCGCUUGAAAAAGAUGGUUGAGGAGCUUGAGCAACAAUCUAAGGCUAAAAGGUUCUAG
Tinamus guttatus (white-throated tinamou) is the source of this 1844-nucleotide messenger RNA. RefSeq names its product HAUS augmin like complex subunit 3 (gene HAUS3). The record is from RefSeq and is a predicted model, not a curated record. Gene Ontology annotation, cellular component: microtubule organizing center; mitotic spindle; HAUS complex. Gene Ontology annotation, biological process: spindle assembly; microtubule organizing center organization. Lineage: Eukaryota; Metazoa; Chordata; Aves; Tinamiformes; Tinamidae.